Camelus dromedarius (Arabian camel) is the source of this 1038-nucleotide messenger RNA. RefSeq names its product chromosome 19 C6orf15 homolog (gene C19H6orf15). The record is from RefSeq and is a predicted model, not a curated record. Gene Ontology annotation, biological process: extracellular matrix organization. Bases 1 to 957 code for a protein of 318 amino acids. The transcript has 2 exons. Gene Ontology annotation, cellular component: extracellular matrix. NCBI's taxonomy places the organism in Eukaryota, Metazoa, Chordata, Mammalia, Artiodactyla, Camelidae.
AUGCAGAGCAAUAUGCAGGGCUGUGUGGUGGGGAGUUGGGCUCCCUUGGGCCUGCUCCUGGUCUGUCUUCAUCUCCCAGGCCUCUUUGCACGGAGCAUCGCUGUGAUGGAGGAGAAAGUUCCCCAAGACUUGGGGAUCAACUUGUCUCUGCUCAGACAACCUUCCCUGACCAGCCACUCCAACUCCCAACAGCCUCAGCCCAGACCAGACCCUGGGCCUAAUAAUUUAGCAAGGGUUCCUCUGAAGCCCAAUGCUUCCCCAUCAUACAGCUCUCAACCUGCAGGAGGUUCUGGGGUGCAGAGGUGGUCCCCAUCGCCCUCCGUGGAUUCCUGGCCCUGGGAGGACCUUUGGCAGAUGAUGGCUGCUGCGGCUGAGGACCAUGAGGGGGAAAUGCUGCCUGAAGAACUGUCUUACCUUUCUAGGGUGUUUGCCCUCCCUCCUGGCAGCGGUCCUUUGCCUGCAGGGCCAGCUGCACACUCCCCAGGCUCCUCACCUAAGGCUCCACUCCUCCAACAGGACUCUGAGUCUAGACAGCCACCCCGUUCUAAUGCACUGGGAGCCCAGGGAGGAAUCUUUGCCCAACACCCACUGUGGUCUUCCAUCAACAGGAUUCGACGGCCACUUCUGCCGGGUCACCCCUGGGGGACCCUGAAUCCCAGUGUGUCCUGGGGAGGCGGAGGUCCUGGAACUGGAUGGGGAACAAGGCCCAUGCCAGACUCUGUGGGAAUCUGGGGUCACAGUAAUCAAUACCCAAGUACCAGUUGGGGGAAUAUUAAUCGGUAUCCAGGUCCCAGCUGGGGGAAUGUUAAUCGGUAUCCAGGUUCUAGCUGGGGGAAUAUUCAUCUACACCCAGCUAUUAGUCAACUUCCUCCCAGAGUUCUCCAUCCUCCUGGGUCUACAUGGAACCUCCCAGCUGGCUUCCCCAAUCCUCAAAACCCUGGGUCACAGUGGAGUUAGGGGAAUGACAGAGUGGGAGAAAACCCUACGGUAGAAGUCCGAGAAGGGAGUCCUGCUCCCUCCUCUUGCAGUGUGAGCGAA